Molecule: messenger RNA, 1411 nt
Organism: Oryza sativa Japonica Group (Japanese rice)
Lineage: Eukaryota; Viridiplantae; Streptophyta; Magnoliopsida; Poales; Poaceae
Molecular function (GO): protein binding
Source: RefSeq, a predicted model, not a curated record
CUUCCCGGAUCGAGUGCCCCACUGCACUACUAGCUCUUGCGUCGCACACGGCCCGACUACCCGACCGAACCCCAAGUACUCCUUACGUUCUCUCUUCUACUACCACCUCAUCAGCGGAUCGAUCGAGAUGGUGUCCUUGCAGUCGGCGCUGCUGCUCCCGGAGGCCAGCAGGCGGCCGCCACGGCCGACGUGCCUCCCGCUCGUCGAUUCCGUCGCCUCCACCGCCACCAGCAAGAAGCGGAAGCGGGCCGGCGUCGACGACGUCGGCGAGGGCGAGAGCGGGGAGGUCGGGAUCGAGCUCUGCUUCGACGCCGCGCCUCUGCCCCUCGAGUGGCAACGCUGCCUCGACAUCAAGUCGGGGCAGAUCCACUACUACAACACGAGGACGCACAAGAGGACGUCCAGGGACCCGAGGGCGGAGGCGCCGCCGGCGCCGGCGCCGGAGUCGCACCACCGCCGCGCCGCGCCCGCCGAGGAGGAGGAGGAGGAGGAGGCCGCGAAUUAUUGCGCGCCGCCGCUAGGCCUGGACCUGGAGCUCAACCUCACGUUCGAGCCGCGCCGGGUACCUAUCCAGGAGGCCAAGAAGCACAGGUCGUCGGCCGUGGAGACGACGACGAAGCCAGCGGCAGCGGUGGCAGCGGAGAAGUUAGCGCUCGAGUUGCCGGCCGGCGGCGCGUCCAGGGAGAUGGUCGCCGCCGUUUGCGCGCGGUGCCACAUGCUGGUGAUGAUGUGCCGCGAGUGGCCGGCCUGCCCCAACUGCAAGUUCGUGCACCCAACAGCGAACCAGAGCUCGCCGCCGCCGCCGCCGCCGGAGCCGGCGCCGCUCAAGCUCGGGCUCCAGCUGCUCUGCUGCAAGGACUAAUUAAUGAUCCAAUUUCCAAAUUACUCGUUCGAUCGAUCGAUCGCUCGUCGUCUCUGCUGCUUGACCCGUGCAACGGCUGUCGUUAUAGAGCGCAUGUGUACGCGUAGCUAUCUACAACAUUAAUAUUGUCACUAUGUAGCUACGACGUCGUACAAGUGCAAUAACCAAACAGUGGUAAUUAAGGCCACUGUUAGUGUACGUACGUAACAAGAUGAUCAUUAGGCGGCUUAAUUAAAAAGGGGAAAUUGAGUUCAAAAAGGAGCCAGUAUGUAGUGAUCAAUAGCUAGCUGGUGACCGAUGGGCGAUGGUGAGGUAUGAAUAUAUAUAUUAUGAUGUAGAUAUUAAGUGCAAAUAUAAAUGUAGUCUCUGGAACUUUGUGGGUAUGCGUCACUAGCUCAUCAGGCUCACUUGUCCGUGCAUGUAUGCGAAUUGGGGUCGAGUGUGUGCUUUGCUAUACCACUAUAUAUGUGUGUGCGCGUUGUACAAAAGUUAGUUGGCUGUUGGUGAGCAGAAAUUUAUUGGUGCACGCCUGCUGAUGUUGUGUGUAUU